Momordica charantia (bitter melon) is the source of this 3237-nucleotide messenger RNA. RefSeq lists its product as uncharacterized. Gene Ontology annotation, biological process: protein phosphorylation. Gene Ontology annotation, molecular function: protein binding; protein kinase activity; ATP binding. Lineage: Eukaryota; Viridiplantae; Streptophyta; Magnoliopsida; Cucurbitales; Cucurbitaceae. The record is from RefSeq and is a predicted model, not a curated record.
AUAAAUGUGUAAAUGGGUUGAAUUAUCAAUAUUUUCAGCUCGCCAAAUUCGAAGACUUUCGAACACAUUCAAAAAAGUCGUACAAAUCACAAUCAACACAGAUGAUUUGCAAGAGUUAUAAGUUAUAAUAAUAUUAAGAGAUGAAUUGCAAGUUCUUCUUUCCUCUUCCAUUAAAAUGGCAGCUGUUUCUCCUCCAUCACUGGUUCGGUUCAUUUUUCUUGUCAUUCUAGCUUUUAGAGGUUCGAUAUUUCUCACCAAUGGAUCCUCCAUCUCGAGCCUUGAAGCAGACAAAAACGCCUUGAUUUCCCUCAAGUCAGGAUUCAGCAAUCUUCAACUUCACGACCCUUUAUCUUCUUGGGAUGAUCCAAAUUCAUGGCCUUGCAACUGGACCGGCAUAAGAUGCAACGAAGAUGGCCACAGAGUAAUUGGGCUUGAUCUUUCUGGCUUGGCUCUUGCUGGGUCUGUACAUAGCCAAAUUGGCAAUCUUUCUUCCCUCAGAUUUCUUCAACUUCAGAACAACCAAUUAACAGGUCCAAUUCCUGAUCAAAUCGGCAAUCUUUUAAACCUCAAAGUUCUGAAUAUGAGCUUCAACUACAUAAGAGGUGGCCUCCCCUCCAACAUAAGUGGUAUGGCAGAGCUUGAGAUUCUAGACUUGACGUCGAACAGAAUCACAAGCCAAAUUCCAGAAGAAUUCAGCCGCUUGAGGAAGCUCCAAGUUUUGAACUUGGGACAGAAUCAUCUAUAUGGUACAAUUCCCCCAUCUUUUGGGAACCUUUCUUCCCUUAUAACCAUCAAUUUAGGGACCAAUUCUGUGAGUGGCUCGAUUCCUCCUGAAUUGGGUCGUCUUCCAAAUUUGAAGGAUUUUAUGAUCUCCAUCAAUAAUUUCAGUGGCAUUGUCCCCCCCAGCAUUUACAACAUGUCUUCUCUGGUUACUCUGAUAAUAGCGGCAAAUCGUCUCCAUGGUACAUUCCCGAAAAACUUUGGUGACAAUCUACCAAAUCUCCUGUUCUUCAAUUUCUGCUUCAAUAGAUUUUCAGGAACAAUUCCUCAGUCGAUGCACAAUAUGACCCAAAUACGAAUCAUUCGCUUCGCCCACAAUCUUUUCGAGGGCACCAUUCCAUCAGGUUUGGAAAAUUUACCUAAUCUCCAAAUGUAUUACAUUGGCCACAACAAGAUCGUUAGUUCUGGUCCAAAUGGGCUUGAUUUCAUCUCUUCUUUGACCAACAGCUCUCGCCUUACCUUCAUUGCUGUUGAUGAAAACUAUUUAGAAGGCGUGAUCCCUGAAUCCAUUGGAAAUCUUUCUAAAGUCUUUUCGAGAUUGUACAUGGGAGGGAAUCGAAUUUAUGGGAAUAUACCAUCUUCAAUUGGGAAUCUUCGCAGCUUAACUUUGCUGAAUUUGAACAAAAACUUGCUAUCUGGUGAAAUCCCACCUGAAAUAGGCCAAUUGGAGCAGUUACAACUUCUGGGGUUAGCUAAAAAUCGAUUCUUUGGUAGAAUUCCAAGCUCCUUGGGGAAUCUUAGAAAGUUAAACCACAUUGAUUUGUCGGGGAACAAUUUUGUUGGGAACAUCCCUGUCUCUUUUGGGAACUUCACGAACUUGCUGGCGAUGGACUUGUCCAACAACAAGCUCAGUGGGAGGAUACCCAAAGAGGCUCUGAAUUUUCCUAGUUUGAGCAUGAUUUUGAAUCUUUCCAACAACAUGCUUAGUGGGAAUUUGCCUGAAGAAAUUGGGUUCCUCGGAAAUGUUGAAAGAAUUGAUCUCUCUGAAAAUUUGAUCUCCGGCAAUAUCCCUCCUUCCAUCAGUGGGUGCAAGAGCUUGGAGGUAUUGAAAAUGGCGAAGAAUGAAUUUUCAGGUCAAAUUCCAAGUACUCUUGGUGAAAUUAUGGGGCUGCAAACUUUAGACCUUUCCUCCAACAAACUCUCGGGCCCCAUCCCUGAGAAUCUCCAAAAUCGAACCGCCAUUCAAUUUUUGAAUCUCUCAUUCAACGACCUCGAAGGGGAAGUGCUUUCUGAAGGUGGAGCUUUUAAGACCAUUCCAGGAGUCUAUUUAGAAGGAAACCCAAAGCUUUGCUUGUCUUCCGCUUGUGUAAAGAGCGAACCCAAUAACAAAAGGAGAAACAAAAUCAUUGCUUUGGCAGUCGUCUUCUCAACAACAUUAGUACUCUGUUUCACAUUGGGAACUUGGCUUCACCUGGCCAGGAAGAAAAACCCAAAGACUUCUUCAUCCCCAACUAAUCAGCUGAUGAAAACCCAACACGAAAUGGUCUCAUACGAUGAGAUUCGAACCGCCACUGCAAAUUUCAGCGAUGAAAAUCUGGUGGGCAAGGGAAGUUUUGGGUGGGUUUAUAAGGGGAAUCUAAAUCAAUUACGACAUGGGGAUGGGGGCGUUGCAAUCAAGGUCUUGAACAUCGAAAGAACAGGGUAUAUCAGGAGUUUUUUGGCCGAGUGUGAGGCCUUGAGAAACGUGAGGCAUCGGAAUCUUGUGAAACUCGUCACAUCCUGCUCAAGUAUAGAUUUCCAAGGCAGGGAUUUUCGAGCUCUGGUUUAUGAGUUUUUGAGUAAUGGAAGUUUGGAGGAGUGGAUUCAUGGGCAGAGGCGUCACUCAGAUGGGAAAGGGCUGGAUUUUAUGGAGAGAUUGAAUAUUGCCAUUGAUGUUGGUUGUGUGGUGGAGUAUCUCCACCAUGGCUCUGAAGUGCCAAUUGUUCACUGUGAUUUGAAGCCAAGUAAUAUACUACUGGCUGCAGAUAUGACAGCAAAAGUUGGGGACUUUGGGUUGGCCCGGUUGUUGAUGGCAAAUGAAUUAUCCACCCAUUAUUCUUCUUCCAUUACUACUUCUUCUCAUGUUCUUAAAGGUUCCAUUGGUUACAUUCCUCCAGAAUACGGCAUGGGAGGAAAGGCAACAAUGGGUGGAGAUGUAUACAGUUUUGGGAUAACUUUGUUGGAGCUUUUUACUGGGAAGAGUCCAACCCAUGAAGGUUUUACAGGAGAUGUAAAUCUAAGUAAGUGGGUUCGUACGAGUUAUCUAAGAGAUUUAAUGGUGCAAAUGGUUGAUUCUUCUGAUGAAGAAGGUGAAGAGAUUAGUGAAAAUAAGCAAAUGAUCAAUUGCCUGAUAGAAGUCAUCAAUAUUGGACUCUCUUGCGCUGCUGAUUCUGCUGAUACACGCAUCACUAUGAAGGAUGCUCUUUCAAGACUUCAAAAUGCUAGACAUUCUAUGCUGAAACCCACAUAGAUUUCUCA